Blastomyces gilchristii SLH14081 is the source of this 240-nucleotide messenger RNA. RefSeq lists its product as uncharacterized. Bases 1 to 240 code for a protein of 79 amino acids. The record is from RefSeq and is a predicted model, not a curated record. Lineage: Eukaryota; Fungi; Ascomycota; Eurotiomycetes; Onygenales; Ajellomycetaceae. The transcript has 2 exons.
AUGCAUCUCUUGCAUUAUUCAGGUUCAGAAGAAGUUAAAAUAUCAGUGAUAGUUCUAAUCAGAGACAGCAAGCAUACAAUCUUAAUAUCAAACAUCAACCGCUCCACCACGAACUCGCUCGAUUUUUCGAAUAAGAACCCGCCGAUAGAUCCAUCGAAAAGCCCUCGAUCAUACGAGCAUUUUGACCCCAUCGCCGACCGCAUACCCCGUGUGGUGGUGGAGUUAUCCAGCCAAACAUGA